GCAGCGGAAACGCCCCCAAACUCACUCACUCACACAGCUACUAGCAGCAGUAUGUUCGUCUUCGACUGGUUCUACAACGUGCUGGGCUACCUCGGCCUGUACCACAAGAAUGCCAAGAUCCUGUUCCUGGGUCUGGACAACGCCGGCAAGACCACCCUCCUGCACAUGCUCAAGGACGACCGCGUCGCCGUCCACGAGCCCACGCUCCACCCCAACUCUGAGGAGCUGAUCAUUGGCAAGCUGCGUCUGCGCACCUUCGACCUGGGCGGCCACGAGACUGCGCGCCGGCUGUGGCGGGACUACUUCGCCACGGUGGACGGCGUGGUGUUCGUGGUGGACGCGCUGGACCGCGAGCGCUUCCCCGAGUCGAAGCGUGAGCUGGACACGCUGCUGGGCUACGACGAGCUGGCCAACGUGCCGUUCCUGGUGCUGGGCAACAAGAUCGACGUGCCGCGCGCCGCGUCCGAGGAAGAGCUGCGCAGCGCGCUGGGCCUGUACGAGACGUUCGGCAAGGAGUCGUCCAGCGGCGACAAGGACGCCAGCAUCCGCCCCAUCGAGCUGUACAUGUGCUCAGUGGUGCGCCGGAUGGGUUACGCCGACGGCUUCCGCUGGAUGGCCCAGUUCUUGUAGAUGACGGAUCGACCGGUGUCGCCGCCCCCCGCGCAGAGCGUGCCGGCGUAUUAGCAGAGAAAGGAGAAGAGAAGGAAGAAGGAGCAGGUCAGGGAGAGAGAGAGAGAGGAGAGGAGGAAUGGAAUAAACGAACGCCACACAAAAUC
Phytophthora sojae is the source of this 776-nucleotide messenger RNA. RefSeq names its product COPII GTPase subunit SAR1. Gene Ontology annotation, biological process: vesicle organization; membrane organization; intracellular protein transport. The record is from RefSeq and is a predicted model, not a curated record. NCBI's taxonomy places the organism in Eukaryota, Oomycota, Peronosporomycetes, Peronosporales, Peronosporaceae. Gene Ontology annotation, cellular component: COPII vesicle coat; endoplasmic reticulum exit site. The transcript is spliced from 3 exons. Gene Ontology annotation, molecular function: GTPase activity; GTP binding. Bases 52 to 630 code for a protein of 192 amino acids.